This is a messenger RNA of Rotaria socialis, 741 nucleotides long. The record is from the annotation of a GenBank genome assembly. NCBI's taxonomy places the organism in Eukaryota, Metazoa, Rotifera, Eurotatoria, Philodinida, Philodinidae.
AUGUUUUUCUUUUUGCAUUCCUCUUCUCUUUUCUAUAUUCAACUUUCGCCCGGAACGCCCACGAUUGCUUUUACCCUUUCUCUAUCGACAAUUCAAGAACAGAGAAAGAAAGAUCUCAUUAUUCUUGAAGGCAUAAGCUCGACAACACGCACACAUAGACACUCACAUUCAUCAGAAAAACUAAAAUCAAAAAUGCAACUUAUUUUCAUUCUUCUUGUUACUCUUAUCUGUGGCUAUUCAUUGGUCAGCACUGCUCCUAUUGGUCCCAAUAAUAAAACUAAUCCUGAUACACUCGAAACAAAACAACAAAAAGCAACUGCUAUUGCUAGUCGUCUCUUAAAAGAACUUGCUCAUGAACAACAUACAUCAGAUUCUGACGAGCAAUUAUCAACAAAUGAUGAAAAUAAAAAUUUCAAUGCACCUGCUAAUCAUCCUGAAAUAGAAAAAGCCGAAUUACAUUUGUCAAGUGAAAGUGAAGAUUCUGCUGAUGACGAUGAUGAAGACAUUGAUUUUUUACCGAUAAUUAAUGACUUAUAUGACGUUUACGGUAAUAAAUACAACCAAGAACCUGAAGAUGACGAAUCAUCAUCGGAACUUGCUGAUAACGAAUAUGUAUUACCAAUGACUAGAGAACAACUGAUUAGAUAUUUUGCUGAAGAAGAAGACAAUGAUGAAAAUUUACAACCGGUGAUAAAUUCGCAAGUAAUGGAUGACAGUAUAAUGGCUGCGGAAAACCAUUGA